AUGAAUGCUACGCAAACUGUACCGCGCUUCCUCCUACCGCGCCUGAGCUGGACCGGUCCGCUCUCGACGACAACGACGGCAACGACAGGCCUGCAGGGGGCUUUUGCGGCCGCCUUGAAGCAAGCGAGAAUCACAACCAAUGGAGCCGGAGGACAAGCAGCGCCCAGGAGAUCCAUCUAUACGGGCGGCCCCAAUUCGACGAGGAGACAUGGCAUUAUGCGGGAUAAUGCGGGCAGCCAACCGACGAGGAGUCUGAGCUGCGUCGUCCGUAACCCGGCUCUCCGGCGGUCAUUCCACGCGACCGCCGCGCGCAGACGUGACCACCACUUCGACACGCUCCGCUUUGUGCAGCGCCUUCAAGAAGAAGGGUUUACCGAGGAACAAUCCGUGGCCAUGAUGAAGGUGCUAAACGACGUCAUCGAGGAGAGCAUCCAGAAUCUCACGCGCACCAUGGUCCCGCGCGAAGAAGCGGCCAAGACGACCUACACCCAGAAAGUCGACUUUGCCAAGCUGCGCAGCGAGCUGCUCUCGGCGGACAGCACCGAGUCCAACGCGACGCGGGCGGCGCACGAGAAGCUGACCAACGACAUCACCAAGCUCAACAGCCGGCUGCGAGACGAGAUCGGGCGCACGCAGGCGAGCGUACGACUGGAUCUGAACCUGGAGAAGGGCCGGAUCCGCGAGGAGGCCGUGUCGCAGGAGCUCAAGAUCAAGGAGACCGAGACCAAGAUCGAGCAGGAGGCGGCCGCGCUCAGGCAGCAACUGGAGCAGGUCAAGUUCCAGACGCUGCAGUGGUUGAUAGGAGUCUGUACCGGAUUUGCGGCCCUCUUGUUGGGUGCUUGGCGGUUGUUGAUGUGA
Molecule: messenger RNA, 858 nt
Organism: Thermothelomyces thermophilus ATCC 42464
Lineage: Eukaryota; Fungi; Ascomycota; Sordariomycetes; Sordariales; Chaetomiaceae
Exons: 2
Coding region: 1-858 (285 amino acids)
Cellular component (GO): mitochondrion
Source: RefSeq, a predicted model, not a curated record